This is a messenger RNA of Labrus mixtus (cuckoo wrasse), 10383 nucleotides long. It is a transcript of the gene rapgefl1, whose product is annotated as Rap guanine nucleotide exchange factor (GEF)-like 1. Gene Ontology annotation, molecular function: guanyl-nucleotide exchange factor activity. Gene Ontology annotation, biological process: positive regulation of GTPase activity; Ras protein signal transduction. Lineage: Eukaryota; Metazoa; Chordata; Actinopteri; Labriformes; Labridae. Bases 941 to 3004 code for a protein of 687 amino acids. The record is from RefSeq and is a predicted model, not a curated record. The transcript is spliced from 16 exons. Gene Ontology annotation, cellular component: plasma membrane.
GGGGGAGAGAGAGAGAGAGAGGGAUAGAGAGUGCUCGACAGUGUGCGGAGGGACAGUGAGGCGCGUGGACUCUGCGGUAUCUGACCUGAAAAAAAAAAAAGAAGAAGAAGAAAACAGCGCGUCUGCUGCUGCUGCUGCUGCUGCUGCUGCUGCUGCUGCUGCUGCACAGAAAAAGAAAAAAAACUACAGCACCUAAACGCACCGGGCCGGGCGGGUUCUCCUCCUCCUCCUCCUCCAGGUGUGUAAGGAGGAGAAAAAUAAUCCUGCAAUAUCGAUCAUUCAUCCCGGAGAUAUCGCGGAGUAAUCUGCAAGCUGCUGACGUGACACGAACUCGGUGUCCCAGUCCUCCACACCGAGGAGACACCGGAGAUCUGCCGAGGCACCGGGACGGGCAGCAGGAGCGCCGUCUGGGUGUUAUUCUCGGGGUUUUGGAGCGGCUCGGCGCCGGAGCCGUCAAAUUGGUGUUUACGCGUCGGAGAGUCGGAGGAGGAGGUGGAGCGGCCGGGGAGGAGAGGACACUCUGGAGCGGGAGUCUUAAGAUCAUUUUUCGGUUUAAAGGGGAUCUGUGUCUCGGGUGUGUUGAUAUCAGAGAAGGAGGAUAAAAGAGGGUCUCUCUCUACCGCCCACCUCCAUCCCUCCUUCCUUCCUUCCUUCCUUCCUUCCGCAGUAACCCUCCUCCCGCUCCUCAGAUGGGUUAACGUCGCUCCGGUCUUCGUGCAGCUCCUCGGAGAGGGGUCCGCUCACACCUGCUCACACCUGCUUACCCCGAUCUGCGGGGGCCAUAUGAUGUAGGAGCCGACCUCCCCCUUUAGUCUCUGCAUCACCAUCCCUUAAUUCUAACCCCCUCCCUCCCCCCUCCCCCCCCCCUCCCCCCCCCUCUCUCCACACACCCACACACCCACCCGUGCAAUCUCGGCCCCCUUUCACCCAGCGUCCCACCAUGCCGGCGGGGAUGAAACCGCUGGAGAAGUUCCUGAAGAAGCAGACCACGGCUCUGACCCGGGCUGGCGGCUUUGUAGGCGGGGUGACGGACAAGGCCAGCGGGGGGACAGGGGCGUCCCGGCGGAGGGCCAGCUUGUCCCGGGUCGUACCGUUCUUCAGAGAGACGUCGCCCGAGAGUGGCCAGGCCCGGGAGGUGUUCAGCCCUGACAGCGAGGACCCCCCCUCGUGGCCCUCAGCCACAGGGACCGGUCUGGUUUCUGUGCCCAGCAGCGCCAACGGUUCUUGCUCGGGCUCCGGCUCGGGCUCCGCCGGAGGAGACGUGCGAAGUCCCUCUCUGUCCAGCGACGAGCAGAGCUCUGAGGCGAGCCUGAUCACAGAGAGCAGCAGCAGCGGGGGAGGGACGCCUCUUCCUCCCGACACGCCAGACAACCUGACGCUCUCCGUGCUGGACAGCGUGGCGGGAAAGCGUCACGCUCACUGCCGAGAAACUCUGCUGGAUGACUUCAUGUUGACACAUCCCAUCUUCCUGACGUCCGACAGGUUCCAGCAAGUUCUGCUGCAGCAAUUCUCUCUUGAGACCGAGGUGAAGGAUGGAGAGGUGAGAGGUGGGGAGAGGAGAGAGAGAGAGAGAGGAGGAGGAGUGGGAGGAGGAAGAAGAGAGGGGGACGAAGAGACAGAGGGGGAGAGUGAUGGAGCGAUGGACGGAGCAGAGAGGAAGCAGGCGGUGCUGAACGUGGCGUUUCGAUACCUGGACACUUACAGAGAGCUGCUGCAGGAGGAGGGCGAGCGCAGCAACAACUUCCCGAAGGAGCUUUACCUGUGUGCGGUUCAGGAGUUGAGUCGGUACCCUGAGCUGGUGGAGGACGUGCUCAAACUGCAGAGAUGGACCGAGAUCUUGCACUGCCCCUCUGAUGAGGAGAAGGAGAGCAGGAAGAAGCAGGUCCGUCCUCUGUUCAGACACUUCAGACGCAUCGACGCCUGUCUGCAACCGCGAGAGGCCUUCAGAGGCUCAGACGAGAUCUUCUGCAGGGUCUACACUCCGGAUCACUCCUACGUCACCAUCAGGAGCCGCCUGUCCUGUCGGGUCGGAGAGAUUCUGGCUCUGGUCCGAGAGAAACUCCAGUACAGUGAAGACCAACCAGUCCUGCCAGGACACCUCAUACUGGUGGCGGUCACAUCUGCUGGAGAAAAGGCAGUGUUUCGUCCCAGUGAUGAGGCCGUGUUCACCACACUGGGAGUCAACACACACCUGUUUGCUUGUGAACCUUCUGAGCUUGACUCUCUGCUUCCUCUUCCCGAGGAGAUCCACUGGACGCCAGGUGACAGUAAACUCCACGACAUGUCGGCAGAGGAGGUGGCCAAUCAGCUGGUGGUGUUCGACUGGGAGCUCUUCAGCUGUGUGCACGAGGUUGAGUUUGUGUGUUACGUCUUUCAUGGCGAGCAGUCUCGCUGGCGCCCGCUGAACCUAGAGCUGGUCCUGCAGCGCUGCAGCGAGGUGCAGCACUGGGUCGCCACGGAGAUCCUGCAGUGUCAGUCUUUACCGAAGAGGGUCCAGCUGCUCCGCAAGUUCAUCAAGAUCGCAGCUCUCUGUAAGCAGCAGCAGGACCUGCUGUCCUUCCUGGCCGUGGUUCUGGGUUUAGACAACCCGGCUGUCAGCAGACUCCGACUCACCUGGGAGGGUUUGCCGGGGAAGUUCAGGAAGCAGUUUCAGCAGUUUGAGAGCACCGCGGACCCGUCCAGGAAUCAUAAGUCCUACAGAGACCUGAUCACCAGCCUGAGACCUCCGCUGAUCCCCUUCACUCCUCUGCUGCUCAAAGAUUUGACGUUCCUCCACGAGAGCUGUAAGACGUUUCACGGUGAACUUGUCAACUUUGAGAAGAUGCAUAAAGUGGCAGAGAUGGUGAGGAUCAUCAGACGAUACAGGAGCAGCCAGCUAGCCAUGGAUACGGAGACAUCCCCCUCCCACCUGCAGACUAAGGCGUACGUCCGGCAGCUGCAGGUGAUCGACAACCAGAACCUGUUGUUCGACAUGUCCUGCAAACUGGAGCCCAAAGACACAUAGAAGAAGAGGAGGGUAGAGAAUAAAGACUGAAGGGGAGGAGGAAGGAGGAAAAGAAAGAAGGAAACGUGUGAAUAAGGUUCAGGAAUAACUCUGACACCUACAAUCUCCUCUUCCUCACAGACCACCUUACCCUCCCUCAUCCCCGACUUCGACUGUGUUUUUAAUGAACUCUUUUCCUCCUCUUCCUCCGUCAUCACUCAGCCAGAAGUCUCAGAAACGAGGAGGGACCUUGAACUCAUCACACAAGAAGUUUUUUUUUUUUACGCUCAGAGUCACUGAAUCAGAUCAGUUUCAUUCUGUGUCGAACAUUUUUCAUGUUCACCUGGAGUUCGUCCACCUGAAACAUUAUUGGAACUUUUUUUUCAAGGGUUACUGGACGUAUUUGACACUUCAGGAAAGAACAAUUGAAGACAGCUGAUUCCUCGACAGCAACUCAAAACGUGACAUGAGGAUAAGAUGGCUGAUGCAGGCGGGAGACGGCGUGUCGCUCUGUGGCGUCUCGGAUGAGUGAAUCGGAUUUUUCUGAUUGAUUUACUAACAGACAGAAGAAGCUGAAAGGACACAAAUCACAAGAAUUGAAAACAACUCCGAGGGGGAAAUCCGGAAACGUUCUAACAUGCAGCCGUGUGAGCAAAAUGAUGCAGAAUGUAUUUUUUUAUACAAAAUGUUGUUUAUCAUUUAGAGGAAGUUUAGACUUUAAGGAUCCCCCAUUCAUUUAAAUAUUCCAUCAACACAUGAAUAUGGAAGCUGAAAGGCUCUAAAUCAGAUCUUAUUUCCUCGUGUUAUUUAUUUAUUAUGGCUCCUAAUGAAUCACAAGCAUUUUGAUUAAUUACUUGUAAAAAAAAAACACUGCACGUCAUCUUCUGUGAGGAGUUUUUGUGAUAGCUCUAUAUGACCAUCAAAAGCAAAUGAAAGCAUCAGGGAGAAUAUUUAUUUAUUUUUGUUAAAAUGAUUUAUAUACCUGCAGCAGCGUGAGUCAUACGAGAUCCAUUUUCCUGCUUUGUCCACAGGGGGCGCCAAAAUCAACACAAACUGAAAUUUCCUAACAAGAGCUUAAACUCUCCAUCCUGAAACAUCACUGAGUGUAGAACCAUCCACAGCAGCUUUUCAACACGAUGGAAGCAGAUCAUAAACCUGCCUCUGCUUUUCAUUUGUAUCUGUCUGAGACACCCAGACGGAUACACUUGACGGCACUAUUGUACAUUAUCACACACCAUGUCCUCCACCUUAAAGGUUUUAAGCAAAUAUAAAUUCACUCAAACCUGCCGAUCAGGACAGCGGAAGAAGAGGUCACAGGAAUUCGAGCUCUGAUGUUUUCUUCUGUGUUUGUAGUUCUGUUUUUAAAGCUGGUGAUCGGCAGAUUUCCAAUACAAAGAAACUGCCUGAAAUCAAAUAAUUGCAUCACUCACGUCAUUCACAUUGAUUGGAGCUUUAAGGUGGAAAUCGCUUUGUAUGCAAAAGGAAAGACUCUUCCAGAAUGAAGAGCGUUUGCAAACAAAACGUGACAGAGCUGCUGUGACAGAUCGUUUUAUCUACCCUUAACAAGAACACUUGACUUGUUAGACCGAUCUGUCUGCUCUGUUUUUGCUCACACGCUGCAUGUUCAGAGAGGAUGGUGAAGAAACGGUCCCGAAAGAGACGUUGAGAUUGAUUGAUUUCGCCUGACUCUGUAAACCUGCGGUCGUGCUGAAAGAUCAAAUCAAACCUCAAACUGACGUCGCCUCAUCCGGAGUGUAAACAUUGGCAAAAACACGAGAAACGGAGCUGACGGUAAAAGUGACAUGACAAAGAAGAAGAAGAAGGAGGAGAAAUGAAAAGGUUACAUCAUGUUUCCACAUUUCCUGCACUUUCCCUCCUCCUGUGGCGGCUGACCAAUCAGAUUGCAGACAAUCUGACCACAGUCGGGCAGAUGCAAUAUGCCGCUUCUACAAGAGGACGUGUGAACAUGUGAAUCCACGCAGCAAAUAGAGAUAGAUUCUCAAGCAUCAAACGGCCGACUGGUUCAUCCCACGUUCUGUUUGAGAGCGAAUUCAAGCCGCCAUGUUUACGUGUCAGAACGACAACUUGCAGGUGGAGAAAAUGUUCACGCCAGAGGAUGUAAAAUCGGACGAAUCCCUCAGUUUCAAAGACGAGAAAAUGUGGAUUCAUGCCAUGAUUUUUUUUUUUUUCCUCCAGGACUUUUUUCCACUGACUCCUGGUGUGCAUAUCAAAUCUCUGCAGGAACAUACAAACAAGUCACAUGACGGUGAAACAUCGUGGGAACCGUUUCGACCACAGGUGUGACCACAUUUCAGGUGACACUCAGAAAUCUGCCAUCGCCGUUUUAAAGCUGGAUAUAUUUUUCCUUUUACGUCGGAGGACACAGCAGAUCUUGUUAUUGAUCAGUGUCUGCUCUCACAGGUUUCUUUCAUUGUGUCUGCGGUUUACAUCCGAGGUUUGUGCCCUCCGACCUCGGACAGUCCUCACUAAAAUCAGACACUUCUUUCUUUACGCUCCCUCAUUUAACCUUUGCAGUGGCGAUGCGUUCACUUGCAGCGUCUGCGACAGACUUAUGGACAGUUGUGAGACAUGGUCACGGUGCGUUCAAGGACUCAGAUCACAUGAAAGGACUUGUUGGUGGAGGACAUUUGUCUUGCUGGAUCAGAGUGUGUAGAUGCUGGUUUUCUACCAAACGUGAUCUCAGUGUCAGUCGGAAGAUGUUUUCUGAUUUUUAUUUCAGGACUUGAAUGAAAAACAAAUGUCGGUCGUCUCAGAAAGGUUGGAAAAUUCACGCCAAACUCCCUUUAAAGGACUAUACUGCUGAUUUGGUAUGUUUAAACCAGUUUACUACACAUCAUAUACACAAUACAUCCAAACCACAACACGGCGGUUCAUAAUGCCCAGUUUUUCAGUGAAGAACAGACAGCCACAGGUGUCACAUCAUUUCUACACAAAACAAACACAUAAGAAAUUUCUCAUCAGAUGUUAAGCCUAUACAUCAUGCAAUACGUUUACAAUACGUAUAUGUUUGUGGACUUUGGUGAUCGCCAAUUUGGUUUCUUGGAGCCAGAAAUGACUGUAUUUUGAAGAAAGUUUAGAGCAAAGGAUGGUUUAGCAAAUGCUAUGUUUGCAGCUAAUGCUAGCACUAGCUUAGUUAGCGAGGUGACAUAGUGACAUAUCUUUUUUUUUAAUGUCCAGCAGGAUAAUUCCGGCACCUUUACGUUUGCUUUAAAUUUUGCAACCUAAGGAUUCAUUCAUUCAUUUGGAUAUGCAGUCUAGUAUAUGAUAAUGUGUGACCUUUCCGAAUAGACUUUCAUAUUUUUGUAAUCCAGUGAAGUUGCCCCCUGCUGGACAUUAGACAAAAUGCAGGUUUAAGACAAACUGCUCCAUUCUAUGAAAACCUUGAGGCUACAUCCACUUCUUUAAUGCAGUCUAUCUAUGUUCUAGUUCAAAACUCUGUCGAACAAAAAGAAGAGCACAUUCAAACCAAAGUUAGCGCCACCGUCUGUUUAUUACAGGAAUAAUGUCAGAAUAAAAAGUAAACCAGACCCAACUGGAAAGUGAUUCUGGUUUAUUUGAAAAUGUUUCAGUUGACCCUUAAACUCUCUUUCCCUUGAUUAUUAUUGGUAGAUUUUAAUCAGGACACCUGUGGCUAUGAUAGACCGAUGCUUUUUAAAGCAGAUUGUUUUUUUGGAAUUUGCCUUGACAACUUAAUCUCAAAUGCUUUUACAACACUUGAUUCUUUGAUGUAAAUGGUUUAAACAUGCAGAAACAAACGGGUAUGGCCCUUUAAGAAAGUGACUGAAAAUGAUCACUUUUGAUUGGACUGAUCAUAAAACAGCAGCCAAUCAGCUGUGUUUACAGGAUGACAUCACACCAGAGAGGAAACAAAAAUACAAAAAGUGGACAAGAAUUUUUUUUCUGCGUUUGUAUCUUACUGCUGUCACAUUUAAACGACCAAUCAGCUCAAAGGAAGGACCAGAUCACGCCCACAGAGCUGCCCUGCCAUCGGUCGGGUUCAGCGAAUGGGCGGGUUUGAAGGUCCGCGGCAAUAACAGAGCGACAGAAAGUGAAGCUGGUUGGUCAAUUUAUCGCCGCAACGAAGCACUUUUGCCAAACCUCAGGGCUCAGAGACACAGAGAGGUUUUGUUUACUCUUUAUUCUAGGUUUUCAGUCGGUUCAGUUGAGUCCAGUUGUGUUGCGAUCAAUUGGUUCUGUGUUUGUACAGCUGAUCACACUUGAGUCAUAUUUACUACAAUAAUAGAAAUCUAAAGAGAUGUUGUUUUAUUGCUGUGAUCACCUCCAGGAGUCCACCUUGCUCACAAUGAAACGUUACUUUAGUUUUUUGAGUCUGAGCCGUCUGCACUGUAAAAAAAAUCUGAAAUCAUUUUGUCUGAGCUUUAAUCUUUAAACAAUGAAGGUUCAACAAAGUGCGCGCUAUUACACACCGGGAAGACUACAGGGAUAUGUUUUACAAACCAGACAGAAACAGCUGCGAGUCAGGUCUUAUAUAAUUUAUUAAUUCAGCUUUUUAAUUUGUGAAAGAACAAAUGUAUUUAUUUUCUCUUAAUUCACAUAAAAUUAGAUUGAAGGAUCAGGCUCAUGACAAAAUGAUUUAGAAUCAGAUGUUUUUGCAGUUCACUGAAGAGUUUCAUUCUUACAUCUUUCAAUGAAAAUAUGUUCGUUUCAUUUUUAUCUUCUACCUUUUCAGCAGCUGCUUGGAGUAUUUAAAAACCCAUAAAGUUAAAUAAUAAAUUCAAUACUUUGGGGAAAAUCACUUCAUAUCAAAUGUAAAGUCUAUCUUGUGUUUAUUAUCUGAUAUUUACCAGAUAUUUAGUUGAUUUUCGAUCAUUUUUUCAGUAAGAUGUCCAGUAGAUGUUCAGAUUCUGUGGGGUGAAUGAAACUCUUCAGUGUUGGGAUGGUUCACUUGUUUGUAAAAAUGAACUUAAAGAUGUAAAUGGUUUGAAAAUGUUUCUCUGUGCUCAUUUCUGGUGACCGGUGAGACUUUUUUAUCAUUCUCCAUUUGUACCAUAACAUCCUGUUCGUAUAAACCUGAGUGAGGAUGAUCCUGUCCAGAAACAAGUCCACAAGUUCAUGAGUCCUGACCGAGUCACAUGGAGACACUCGCUCAUAUCCGACUCAACGAGUUAAACUAUAUUGAUGUCUUUUUUUAUGUAGUUUUGAAAUCAGACACAAAGCAUCAAUCUUAUUGUUUACACUCUUAAUCUGUAAUCACACAGAAGAAGUUGUUCUUUUCAUUUGAUAAUAUAAAAUAUAGUUGUAAAUUAAUAGUCAGACUUUUUCCUUACAUGGUUACAUUACAUUGUUCCUGUCAUGUUUUAACAUGAGAUCGCUGAUUCGAGGUAAACUCAGGACAGUAACUCAACAGGAUUUUGAAAAACAUGAUGUGUGAAAUGCUUGAUUCUGGACAGGACAAAAACUGCAAAACGUCUCUUUUUUUAACAAGACCUUAUAUCUGAUUAUUAAGUCUUAAAACCUUUUUUUUUUUUUUUUUAACUCAAAACAGACAAAACUCUUCUGAAUUACCAAGAACAAAAGCUUAAUUUCAAAACUGCUGAAAACUGAAUUCCAAGUUUAGACACUGGAAAUGUUCAACUCCCAGGAACAUGAGUACAAACCAAUAAUUUAAGUUUGGGUUUAUCUCCAAAAAACAGAAAGUUUAGAGUUCCCAAUUUCACUCCCCAAAUUUGGUCUUUUAAAAAAGUUUUCUUGAAAAAACAGUUAAAACACAGAAUGUCCCAUAUUAGAAACCCCUUACAAGUCCAAAUUCCCAAAGGAACUAGUGUUCCCAAGAAAAUAAGUAAGCCUUAAAGCCAUCAUAAACACUCAACUGUCAUCAGCAUAAGGUCGAACUUUCAAGAACAAUUAUUGAAAUCCCCAAGAACACAGACUGAACUCUUUGCGACAAAGCUAACGUCCUAAGACCAAACUUCCAAGACAAGCUUUUUAAGCUUUCAAGAACACUUGUAGACAAUUGAAACGCAAAUGACUCAAAAAGUGUUUAAUCUCCAGAGAUGACAAUUGGCGAAAUCAAGACUCUUCAGAUUUUUACAUUUUGCCUGAUUUUAUUUUUUCCAGGGCUCUGUAUUUAUUGCUCAAGGUUUUGUUGAAGCAGAGAUGUUUGCAGUUGUUUGGUCGGGUAGAAAGUGUGGAACCCAGCGAAGAUUUCAUCAUCACUAGUCUGCCAGUGGCUCUCUCAGGACCACUUCCUGGGUGUCGGGCGCUUUAUUAUGGAUCCCAUCGUAGUUCUGGGCAGAAACAAAAGUCCAGAAUCCCACAUGUCUCUAAUAUCAACCUGAUUAAAACAUUCUUAGGUUCGAACAAAAGUAAACAGACCAAACCUUCAGACCAAUCACAGAUUCUGCCUGAAAUUCAGCUGGGAUGCAUAAUUAUCGUAAAUGGGCGGCCUCUUGGGUCGAGGCUGUCCGCAGUGUCGCCUGUUUGAAACACUGAAAAAAUUAAAUGUGUACAUAGUGCAACCCUGUAAAUAAGCAAAUACUAACGGAGACUCUAUUUUAUGUAUGAGCUGAGAGAGAGAGUGAAGCUAACUUAAGGAGAAGUAUUUGAUUUGACGUUUUUUUUUUAUUUGUAGAAGUGAGAGAAAGUGUACAGCAAUGACAGAAAGAGAAAGAAAUGAUGAUGAAUUUACGACUUUAUGAAUUGUACAGUUGAAUAUCUUUGGUUUGAUUGUUUUUUUGUUUUCUAUAUAAAGCUUGGGGUUGUUUCUGUUUGUUUUUUUGUACAGAAGUGGUUGUUUACAUCCAAACAAGUCCUUAUUUCUGUCAAUGGCGGACAGGCGAUGUGAUUGGGGCAGAGGCUUUGGAGGAGGUGGGGCCUGGGGGGAAAAAUUCAGGGAAAAAAUAACAGAUAGUGAAAACGUGAGCUAGUACGGACUAAUUUCAUCUAAGAGGGAGUUCAACAUUUACUAUUUAAAGAAAAUAAAAUAAGAAUCAGGAUAAAUAUUUUGAAGGCCAUAUUUGUUAAAGACAAAAAAGGGAAGAAAAAGUUGCAAUUUCAAAAUCAAAAUGUCCCAAUAUUUUAAGAUUAAAAGAUUAAUAUUUUGUAUCUAUCAUCAACUAUCAUUAGCUGUAUCAAUUUGGCUAUUUAAAAACCUGAAAAGGGGAUAACAGUGAUUUUCUUUCCAUUUCUAUUGAAGUGUUGCCCUUAAUAUUGCCAUAUUCCUUCCCAUUCUGCCAGAGUAACAGUAUUUUGAAUUAAGACAGAUAUCUCAUAAUAUCACACACCAAGAAAAGUGUUACGACAGAUGUCUUGAAAUCUGACAUAGAUUCGGUCUCGUCACCUCCGGACUCUCUGCUCCCGCUGCUAUCGCACUACAGACACUGAAAUAAAACCUCUGGACAACAACAACAACAACAACA